AUGGUUUUUUCUUGGCGAGGAGGCCCGGUAGCCCGAUGUCUGCUGCUCUCGCUUCUGUUCCUUGCAGUCUGGGAGGCUGGGAGCGGCCAGGUCCACUACUUGGUCCCCGAGGAGGCCAAACACGGCACCUUCGUGGGCCGCAUCGCCGAGGACCUGGGGUUGGAGCUGGCGGAGCUGGUGCCGCGCCAGUUCCGGGUGGCGUCCAAAGGCCGCGGAGACCUUCUGGAGGUAAGUCUGCAGAAUGGCAUUUUGUUUGUGAAUUCUCGGAUCGACCGCGAGGAGCUGUGCGGGCGGAGUCUGGAGUGCAGCAUCCAUCUGGAGGUGAUCGUGGAGAGGCCGCUGCAAGUUUUCCAUGUGGAGGUGGAGGUGAAGGACAUUAAUGACAAUCCACCCAAAUUUCUGGUCAAGGAGCAAGAGCUAGUUGUUUCAGAAUCCAGAAUGCCAGAUUCUUGGUUUCCGCUAGAGGGUGCUUCGGAUGCAGAUACGGGAGCUAACUCCGUUUUAACCUAUAGGCUUAGCUAUAGUGAUUACUUCACGCUAGAUGUGAAUUCAAAGAAUGAGGAGAAUAAGCAAGUUGGGCUCGUGUUAAGGAAAUCUUUGGACCGAGAGAAAAUUCCCGAACAUAACUUACUCUUGACGGCUACUGAUGGAGGCAAACCGGAGCUCACUGGCACCGUUCAGCUGCUGGUCAUUGUGCUGGACGUGAAUGACAAUGCUCCCAGUUUCGACCAGUCUGAAUAUGAAGUAAGAAUAUUCGAAAACUCAGACAACGGAACAAUAGUUAUCAGACUGAAUGCUUCUGAUCCCGACGAAGGAGCUAAUCGGGAGAUUUCAUACUCUUUUAAUAGCCCGGUUCCACCCAUGAUUAUUGCCCAGUUUGCGGUGCACGCGGAGAGCGGCAAGGUGUACGCGCUGCAGCCGCUGGACCACGAGGAGCUGGAGCUGUUGCAGUUCCAGGUGAGCGCGCGCGACGCGGGCGUGCCACCUCUGAGCAGCAACAUGACGCUGCAGGUGUUCGUGCUGGACGAGAACGACAACGCGCCCGCGUUGCUGCCGCCUGGGGCUGGCGGCGGGGGCGACGCGGUGAGCCAGCCGGUGGCGCGUUCUGUGGGCGCCGGCCACGUAGUGGCGAAGGUGCGCGCUGUGGACGCGGACUCGGGCUACAACGCGUGGCUGUCUUACGAGCUGCAGCCGGAGUCCGGGGGCUUGCGCAGCCCGUUCCGCGUGGGGCUGUACACGGGAGAGAUCAGCACGACGCGCGCCCUGGACGAGGCGGACGCGCAGCGCCAGUGCCUGCUGGUGCUGGUGAAGGACCAAGGCGAGCCUGCGCUGGCGUCCACGGCCACCGUGCUGCUGUCGCUGGUGGACAGUGGCCAGGCUCCAAAGGCCUCAUUGUGGGAGGCAGCGAGAGCCACGGGCCCAGAGUUGGCCUUGGUGGAUGUGAACGUGUAUCUAAUCAUCGCCAUCUGCGCGGUGUCCAGCCUGUUGGUGCUCACGCUGCUGCUGUACACGGCGCUGCGGUGCUCGGCGCCGCCCACCCAGCGCGCGUGCGGGCGGGAGAAGCCCACGCUGGUGUGCUCCAGCGCGGUGGGGAGCUGGUCGUGCUCGCAGCACAGGAAGCAGAGGGAGUGUUCUGGGGAGGGCCGGUCUAAGAGUGACCUCAUGGCCUUCAGCCCCUGUCUUCCUCCGUGCCCUGGAUCUGUGGACGUAAAGGAAGAUCCACAUGUUUCCUCCGAUUCUUCUGGGAAGGUGGGUUGCUCUUAU
Molecule: messenger RNA, 1764 nt
Organism: Pteropus alecto (black flying fox)
Lineage: Eukaryota; Metazoa; Chordata; Mammalia; Chiroptera; Pteropodidae
Product: protocadherin alpha-8-like
Exons: 2
Biological process (GO): homophilic cell-cell adhesion
Cellular component (GO): plasma membrane
Molecular function (GO): calcium ion binding
Source: RefSeq, a predicted model, not a curated record